AUGCGAGUAGCUGCAAGAUGCAUCAAUAGGUAUCCCUAUCUAACCAUCCUUCUUAUACUCUCAAUUUGCUUCUAUAUCUUUUUUGUCUGUUCUUACGAUUCCCCAGUCCAUAUCAUCCUGGAGAAAAUUCCAAAGCUUCGGCCUUCCAAAGCAACUGAAGACAUUUUCAAUUUCCUUCGCCUCGAUUCCGCAGCUCUUCGAGCUUUAUGCGAGAAGACGGAAUGGAAUCCGGACAAAGUUAUCUUUACAUGCGAUAAUUCCAUCGGCGGAGUUGGGGACAUACGUAACUCGAUACUGAACUGUGUACGGUAUGCGAUAUCCGCGGGUGCCGGUCUAGUAAUCCCUCGAAUUAUUCUUCAAAACCCGGAUGAUAUCUCGCAGAUUCGAACUGGUGAAAGAGUUAGUAUGGCCUAUAUGUUUGACUACUUUCAUUUCGUCGAUUCGCUCAAAUAUUCUUGUCCGCAAAUGGUCAUAUAUGGAUACAUAGAUGACGUUUCAAAUUCGAACGAGGGAAGAGGUCCUAUUACACUAUUGCCAGAAAGUUUAUACUCUUCUCCGAUUCCGAAAACAGGACUAGAGCAUCCGGAGAAAUGGGGAGAAUUGUUUGAGGAAUGGUUGGACGGUUAUUACUAUUUUGCGACGAAUGAGACGAUGAAUAUGCCGGUAACGGUUGAGCUUGGGAGAUCGUAUCUGCAAUAUCCGAUAUAUUCUGACGGAGAGGAAUUCGCACUUUCUUUUGGUGGGAUAUUGAAGUUCCGCGAUAAUUUGAGGAUUCUUGCUACUACUGUUUUGCAGAAUAUGUUAUCCACAUAUAACAUGUCUGGAGAUCUUUCGCAGCCGUUCCUCCCUGAUACAUUUUUCGGUGCGCAUCUCAGGACAGAGAUUGAUGCUACGAAAUCUUGGCCGGCUAAGGAUUGGCUUUAUCAACGUUAUGAAUUCCAAUCGAUACAAUACCUGAAGAAAUUGGCCUCUACAGACCUCACCCUAAUUUAUGUAGCAUCAGGCAACGAAACCGAAACCGCCCAGUUUGCACGAGACGCAGCUGCAUACAAUGUAACUACAAAAUGGAAGCUACUCGAUGCUAAAGAUAGGGAACUAUUGAGCAAAUUAUCAUGGGAUCAACAAGCGAUAGUAGAUUUUCUCGUUUUGACGAAAAGCUCGAAGUUCGUCGGAAUAGGCCAUUCGAGUUUCACGUGGAAUAUCGCGUUACAGAGACAUCAAUUUUUGGAGAAUAAGAAAGAUUACUUGGAUGGACCGGAGUUGUUAAGUGAUAAGUUGAGUACAGUGUUUGGGGAGACAGGGGGACAUCCGGAAUACGCAGCUUGUCUGUGGCCUUGA
This is a messenger RNA of Botrytis fragariae, 1338 nucleotides long. Its product is annotated as putative alternative oxidase protein. NCBI's taxonomy places the organism in Eukaryota, Fungi, Ascomycota, Leotiomycetes, Helotiales, Sclerotiniaceae. The coding region runs from base 1 to 1338 and encodes 445 amino acids. The transcript has a single exon. The record is from RefSeq and is a predicted model, not a curated record.